GGGGUGGAGUCUACACUCAGGCCUGUCCUCGGCCCACCUCAUCCACGCGGGACGGAAGUCUCAGUCCGGCUUUCGACUUCCCGGAGGACCGCGCACCGAGAGCCGGGCCUCGCUCCACCGGGUGGCGGGGCCUAACGUGCUACGGCGCGGCGGCAAGAUGAAGCGUGCGGGGACUCUGCGCCUGCUCUUAGACCUUAGCAACUUCAGCGGCGCGGCCCGGCUCCGGGAGUUGCUAGCUGGGGACCCAGCUGUCCGAGUCCGCUGCAGCCCAGACGGCCGCCACCUGCUGCUGCUGCGACCCCCGGGGGCGCCAGCCCCGCAACUGCUGGUCGCCGUACGUGGAUCUGGCGCGGAACUGGAGCGGGCCUGGCCCGAGGACCACCCUUCACCGCUAGACGCCUUCUUCCUGCCUUGGCCAGCGCGACCGGCGCUGGUCCUAGUGUGGGAAAGUGGCAUAACCGAGGUGUGGGGAGCGGGGAUGGAGCUUGGCUGGCGACUGCUGCAGAGCACCGAGCUCUGUCCAGGCGGUGAGGCCCGCGUGGUGGCCGUAGCGGCUGUCCGAGGCCGCCUGGUGUGGUGCGAGGAGCUUCAGUCUGGCACUGAGGACCCCAUAGAGCGGCCUGUAGCCGCUUUCAACUAUCGCGUGUGCUUCAGGACCCUGGAGCCCAGCGGGGAGGCAGGCACAAACCUGGGCCGCACUCGCGUCCUGCUGCACCACUGCCCUCCUUUUGGCCUGCUGGCCUCCCGCAAGGAUCUCUUCCUAGUGCCCACUGCCACCACCUGGUCUGGUGUAGCCCACAUUCUGCUCAUCUGGAGCCCAAGCAAGGGCAAAGUGAUAGUGUCUGCCCCAUGCCUUGGCCUCUCUCACAGUAAAAUCCUGAAUCCCAGACAAGGGGACACCUGGGACUUCAGGACCCUGCUCCGAGGCCUUCCUGGGUUGCUGUCCCCCAGAAAGCCAUUGGCUGUACAUUCCUGGGCCCCAGCUCCUCAAGGCCUUCUGUUGCUUGAUUUCAGGGGCACUGUGAGGUUAGUGCAGUCCCACGGUGGUACUCGUGCUGUGGGCACCUUGCAGGAGGCACCUGCAGGCCCCGAGGGGUCUGCAGCCCUGGGAAUAUUCCAUGGCACUCUGGCCUGUGUGCUGGGCAACACAUUGGAAUUGCUGGACAUGGGCAGUGGGCAGCUGCUGGAAAGGAAGGUUCUAAGUACAGACAGAGUAUAUUUGCUGGAACCUCCAGCCCCUGGCGUGAAGGAUGAGGAAGAGAUGGAUAUUGGAGGAGGUCUUCGCAUGCUUUCAGCCUUGGGUCUGUUUUGUGUAGGUUGGGAAGCCCCCCAGGGCCUUGAGCUGCCUUCAGCCAAGGACCUGGUAUUUGAGGAGGCCUGUAUAUACUACCAGCGUCGGAGCCUACGGGGUGCCCAGCUCACCCCAGAGGAACUGAGACACGACAGUACCUUCCGAGCACCUCAAGCCUUGGCCUCCAUCCUCCAAGGCCACCUGCCACCAUCUACACUGUUGACUACACUGAGGGCCGAGCUUAGGGAUUACAGGGGUUUAGAGCAGCUCAAGACCCAGCUGGUGGCUGGGGAUGAUGAGGAGGCUGGCUGGACUGAGUUGGCAGAGCACGAAGUAGCACGCCUGCUGAGGACUGAGUUAACAGGAGACCAGCUGGUCCAGCUCAACACCAUUUUCCAAGCCCUUCCUACAGCAGCCUGGGGUGCCACUCUUCGGGCCCUGCAGCUCCAGCCAGAUGGAAAUGGCAGGCUGAGGUCCCAAGCUCUCCCUGAUGUGUGGAAGAAGGUGCUAGGGGAUACAACAGCUGGAAAGGAAACACCCAAUGGAAUACUGCCCCCAUUUGAACUCCUUUGCCAAUGCCUUUGCCAGCUGGAGCCACGAUGGCUACCCCCAUUUGUGGAACUGGCACAGCAGCAGGGUGGGCCAGGGUGGGGGGCUGGAGGCCCUGGGCUGCCUUUGUAUCGCCGAGCCCUGGCAGUGAUAGGUGAGGAGGGGAACAGGCCUGAGACAUUGGAGCUGGAGCUGCUUUUGGGCAGUGGGCGGCCCAAAGCUGUGCUGCAAGCUGUGAGUCAGCUGGUGCAAAAGGAGCAAUGGGAGCGGGCUCUGGAGGCUGGCCUGGCCCUUGGCCCCUCCAGCCCCUUGCUUCGAAGUGAGAUCUUCAAACUGCUUCUAGCCCAGUUUGCCCAGCACCGCCAGCUCGAUGCUCACCUCCCCCUCCUUUGCCGCCUGUGCCCACCAGAACUAGCUCCAGAUGAGCUCCUACUUCUACUGCAGACACAUCUCCCAGAUGAAGUGGGACCUCCUACCCCAUUUCCUGAGCCUGGGUCAGAACCCCCUCUCACAGUGGGUUUGCUCAAAGCCCUGCUGGAGCAGACUGGAGCUCAAGGACGGCCCUCAGGCCCAGUUCUAAGCCUUUAUGAGGAUAUCCUAUGGGACCCAGGCACUCCACCCCCGACCCCACCUCGGGGACCUAUGUCUACCCUUCAGGUAUCAGAUCACCCAGGACUGGAAGUGUGGGUACCAUCUGGACAGGGCCUCUGUGUGACUGACAUGGGAAAUCAUUUGUAGGACACGGUGAUCAGGGUAGGGUACCUAGGAGUUAGAGGGGGCCAGGGUAGGACCUGUGUGUGCGAUAUUCUUCUGUCUUCUGGAGAAAUUUUUAAAAUAUAUAUAUAUAUAAAUAUCCAAUUUA
Marmota monax (woodchuck) is the source of this 2702-nucleotide messenger RNA. RefSeq names its product HPS6 biogenesis of lysosomal organelles complex 2 subunit 3 (gene Hps6). Gene Ontology annotation, biological process: melanocyte differentiation; protein localization to membrane; lysosome localization. The record is from RefSeq and is a predicted model, not a curated record. The transcript has a single exon. Bases 158 to 2578 code for a protein of 806 amino acids. Lineage: Eukaryota; Metazoa; Chordata; Mammalia; Rodentia; Sciuridae. Gene Ontology annotation, cellular component: BLOC-2 complex; lysosomal membrane.